This is a messenger RNA of Pseudogymnoascus verrucosus, 895 nucleotides long. RefSeq lists its product as uncharacterized. The record is from RefSeq and is a predicted model, not a curated record. Lineage: Eukaryota; Fungi; Ascomycota; Leotiomycetes; Thelebolales; Thelebolaceae. The transcript has a single exon. The coding region runs from base 51 to 362 and encodes 103 amino acids.
GGGGGGAUAGUCCGACGCUUGCUACGUUUCGUCGGGAGUCGGUGAGGGAAAUGCGCGAGUCUGCGAGAGAGCGCCGUGAACGCCGGCAGAGCAACUUGAGCAUUUCCUCCUCCGCGCCGUCUCGGCGAGAGAGCGGGGUUAGUGUUUCCUCGCGCCGCUCUUCUAGACGCGAGAGCGUGGUGAGUGUUAAGGAGGGGGAGAGUAGUAGUGGUACGGAGACGGCGUCGAGUCCGCCGCCCGUGCCGAACUCGAGUAAGAAUCACAUCGAGAAGAAGGGCGGGUUGAGGCCGUUGAGUCUGGGGACGCAUGAGGUGAGGGCGAGGAGGUGGAGGGAUGCUAUGGAGGAGUUGAAGAAGAUGUAGAUCUUUCUGCCUCUGUAUGUGAUGGGGGUGUCGAUCCUUUGAGAGUGUACUGUUUUCCUUGUCUGAGUUUCUGAGUGUUGAGGGGAGAGGGAGAGGGAGAGGGGGAGAAAAUGGGCGUCCGCGGCGUCUACGCAACUUUUGUAUUUCUUUGUUUUUCUUCUGCUCGAGAGAUGCCUACGGGUUGUGUCGUGCGAGCUGUUUAUUUCAGUUCUUUUAGCGCCGAGAGAGAAGGGGGUGGUGGUGGCAUGUCUGCUGUAUUUCUGAUCUCCUUGUUCCUGUUGCUGUUGUCGUUUUUUCGAUACUGUAUUGUUGUGUUUGUUUUGAUAUCUCACAUCUUAUUUUAGCUGGCUAGUUUUUUAGUUGUAGUGCUUCUUUAUAUCCCCAUUUCGAAAUUCUUAGGCAAUGUUUAUUAGUUUUUACCAACUUACCCUACGGUCUUUACCAUCUUACGUGACAUUUGCCUGCUUCUACCGCUUGCUGAUGCCUUUUUGUUAGACUUUCUUAAGUGAACCAUAUGUCUCCUGUCUGCUGUG